Molecule: messenger RNA, 2010 nt
Organism: Ectocarpus sp. CCAP 1310/34
Lineage: Eukaryota; Phaeophyceae; Ectocarpales; Ectocarpaceae
Source: the annotation of a GenBank genome assembly
AUGAUCAAGCUGGGAGACGUGCUUCGGCCUCUGCAACACCUAUCAAUGCUGGAUGGAGGGAUCGCCCGGGAAGUUUUCGUGCAGAUCUUCAAGGCCCUCUGUAAGGUGGAAGUGUACGCGGGAUUCGGCGGCAGCGCCCGCGACCCUCCGGUCUCCCAGCCUGCCGGCAAGGCUCGGACGCAACCGGAGCUGGACGGCGAGAUCCAGAGGGAGGCAUCUAGCGGGGAGGGGAGACGUGCGGUGUCGGUGUUGCUGCAGAGAAUGCUGCCGGCUGCUAGGCACGACACGGAUGUCGUGGCCUGCCUCCACGCCGCCUGCCGGGCGACCGCGACUGCCGUGGUCAACCCGCCGUCCACGGACAGGGGCGACGGCGGCGGCGGCGGUAGUGGCCGAUCGUCGUCGUCUUUCCUGCAGCAACGGGAACAGAGAGGCCAGCACCACAAGGGGCGGAUUAUUCCAUCAUCAUCGUCGUCUUCGACGGAUGCGACCGGGAGGCGUGCCCGGACAGCAACCGCACAGGAGUCAAGCGAGGACGCCGCGGUAGAGGGGGGAGACGCAAUCUCGCUGUCCCCUGAUCUCGUUGCCAGCACGGCGCUCUCCAGCCUUAACGUCCACUCGGGCAUUUUGUUGCUUGAGGAGUCCAUCAUGCGAAUCGGCAAUGAACGCGCCGCCGCCGCCGCCGCCGCCGCCGCCACCGAUGCUGUCGCAACCGCGAGCGGUGGGGCCACAGCUAGUAGCGGUGGCGGCGGUGGUGGAGGCAGGCGUCGACGCCGCAGCAGCGGCGGAGGUGAUGAGAAGAAGGACGCAUGGCUGCAGCUAUCGAAAUUAUACGCCGCUCUCGGGGAGAGGGAUGCCCUCGUCGGGGUCGCCGCGCGAGCGAGCAAGUCGGAGGGAACCCGACAAGCUUUGGAGGCCGAGCUGUCAGGCGAGUAUGACGUUGCCCUGAGGAUGUACAAGAAGCUGCUCGAUCGGUACGACACCCGCUUCGAGAAAGAGACGGACACUCAGGACAGCAGUGCCGCUCGGGGCAUGGAUGAAGAAGGCGUGGAAGGAGCCAGCGAGGCGGAGCUGAGGGCGUGGGACAUGCACCAGCUCGAGUGUAUGCGACAACUCGGCCAGUGGAAGACUCUCCGAGGAGAAGUAGUUGCGAUGGUCUCCGAGGGCGUGGAAGGAGAAGAUGACAUCGGCGGUGAGGAGUACGGCGACGACGCGAGGGGAUCCGCAGAGUGCCAGCGCCGUCUGUGGGGCGCGGAUCCCUCCCAGAGGGACGACGUGCUACCUUUCUUCGUGUGGUCUAUCGUGCACGACCAUCGCCGCAGCGAGGUCGCCCUCAACGCCUUCCUCGAUGCCAUCGUCGACCCCGAAGCCCCGUCGUUACGGCUUACGGACUCUUCUUGGGGAGGCAGAGAAGGCGGGGCUGCCGGAGAGUCAUCCCCUCCAGCCCUACGCUCAGGAGCGGAAGGUGGCGGUGGUGGAAGUACUUCUAGCGGAAGCUUAUCGUCAUCGUCGGCGUCCGCGUCCACUUGCACCCGGAUGGCGUGGCUCGAGACCAACAUGCCGGCGGAGCUGGCGAAAGCGUUUCUGCUGGGGAAUCAGCUCGGCCGCGCCCAUCAAUGUGUCGCCCGCUGCUACGACAGGUUUCAGGAGAAAUGGGCGGGGCUUCACCCCUGCGCGGACUCUGCAAGGAGGGAUCAGCUUCGAGGACUGCAGCUGGUAGUCGAGGUGGAAGACUUCCUGUCUUUCUAUGACAAGGAGGAGACCACAACUUCAACUUCAACUUCAAGUUUUCCUUCAAACUCGAAGGGUGUCGUGGCCGUGGGCCUGGGCCUGGGGGGGCGGUUGAACAGACUUCUCUCCAAGUGGUCGCGGCAGACCCCUUCUCAGGCGCUCGAUCCGGUGACGUCUUGGACUGCUGUGCUUGCCCACAGGCAGGACUGCUUCAAGGCUAUAGAGGUGAGGAAUUUCUGGGGCAAGGCGACACUGGGUACUGUUGCUCCUUCGAUUGUUUGA